AUGGAAUCUCAUUCUACCCAAGCCUCUAGACCUCUUUUAAAUUCUAAGCAAAAGCCACCUUCUUAUCAAAGUGUUGAGAGUACUGAAGAAAAACAUUUGACACAAUGGGAACUAAUUAACAUGACCAUUUGCUUUGCUGGUCUACAAUUUGCAUGUAACUAUGGAACACCGUAUUUGGUAUCAUUAGGAUUGUCGCCUGAGCUUAUAGCUCUUGUCUGGUUUGCAGGACCUCUUUCUGGGUUUAUAAUACAACCACUUGUGGGAGCAUUUAGUGACAAAUGCACAUCUAGGAUAGGUCGAAGAAGACCGUUCAUUAUUAUUGGGGGAAUACUGGUUUGCUUAUCAAUGGUCUCAAUCGCUUAUUCAAGAGAAUGGGCCGCGAUCCUACUUGGCAAAAAAAUAUCGAAAGCUCCAUUAGAUGAUGAUGACAUUAGAAGAAUGGCAAUUAUUAUUGCUGUCAUUGGCUUUUAUUGUUUAGAUUUUUCUUUAAAUGCAGUUCAAGCUUCUAUACGUGCUUUGGUUCUGGACAUCCCUCCUGUACAUCAGCAAGAAGCUGGUAAUGCUUGGGCUGGUAGAAUGUUACAUAUGGGAAAUAUUGCUGGAUAUUUCACUGGAUUUUUAGAUUUAUUAGUCUUGUUUCCGUUCUUAGGAGACAAUCAACUUCAAGUUUUAUGUUUAAUUGCAUGUAUAGUGUUUACACUAUCAUUGCUUUAUACAUGUUUAACUGUCAAAGAAAAAGUAUACGAACCUGUAGAAAAUGAUUCAAGAGCAAUUAGAUAUCUUCCAUCACCUAUUCAAAAAAUUUGCAAUGUUCAAUUCUUUUCUUGGAUGGGUUGGUUCCCAUUUUUGUUUUUCAGUUGGAUAGCGUCUGUAUAUGCAAGAACUCAUUCAACCAAUGAUCCUGAUUUCUUUGAUAAGUCAACUCGAUAUGGUUCAUUUGCGUUGUUAAUGUAUUCAUGGAUUUCUUUUGUGGCCGGUUCUCUUAUUCCGCAAAUUACUCCAACCUCUUCUUCGAGUAGAAACCCUUUCACCAUUUACAACAUUUAUACUAUCUCUCACAUUUUCUUUGCUUUGAUAGCCUGGUGCACUUUAUUUGUGAACACUGUCGAACAAUCAAUUUGCCUUAUAGGUAGUUUUGGUAUUCCAUGGGCUAUUUCAAUGUGGGUACCAUUUGCUAUGGUUGGUGAAUAUGUCCAGCAAGAAGAUGAAAACCAAAUACAAGAAAAUACUGAAGUUAGACCAUUAAAUAACAAUGAUAUUGAACAAGAUACUAGUAUGAAUUUAGAACUUUCUUCAACAUCAUCUGCUGCUCCCACUUCGCCAACUGAGGGUGAAGGUGAAAAAUUUGCUGCAGGGAUGAUAUUGGGUGUGCAUAAUUUGUAUAUCGUAUUGCCUCAAUUAGUCGUAUCUCUAUCCAGUUCUGUAAUUAUCAAACUGGUAAACGAUUUUUCACAUAAAGAUAAUAUAGAAAAUAGUGAUGCAUUUGGUUGGGUUUUUAGAUUUGGUGGUAUAAUGGCUAUAAUAGCCGCAAUAUUAUCUCGAUAUCUUGAUGACUUACAUAUUGUUCGUAGGUGA
This is a messenger RNA of Dentiscutata erythropus, 1575 nucleotides long. The record is from the annotation of a GenBank genome assembly. Lineage: Eukaryota; Fungi; Glomeromycota; Glomeromycetes; Diversisporales; Gigasporaceae.